AUGCAUAUUUUUGAUUCUGUUGGUAUUGGUGCAAGCAGCGUUGUCCAUAGAGCUAUUUAUGUACCAGUCCAUCGAGUUUUGGCACUCAAGAAAAUUAGCAUUUUUGACAAGGAAAAGAGACAACAGAUUCUUAAUGAGAUCACAACGUUAUCAGCAGCAUCUUGUUAUCCAGGUUUAGUUGAAUUCCAAGGAAUUUUUUACACUCCGGACUCUGGAGAAAUAUACUUUGCUCUUGAGUAUAUGGAUGGUGGUUCAUUAGCAGAUAUUAUCAGGGUCAAGAAAUUCAUAACAGAACCAGUUCUUUCACAUAUGCUACAGAAAGUGUUGCUAGCUCUGCGCUACUUGCAUGAAGUGAGGCGUUUAGUUCACAGAGAUAUAAAGCCAGCAAAUUUGCUUCUAAAUCUAAAGCGUGAUACGAAAAUUACAGACUUUGGUGUAACUUCUGGACUGCAUGAUUCAGUUACCAUGUGUGCUACCUUCCUGGGCAGUGUCACAUAUAUGUCUCCCGAGAGAAUUCGGAACGAAAAUUACUCAUAUGCUGCUGAUAUCUGGAGCCUUGGACUAACAGCAUUGGAGUGUGCAACUGGAAGAUACCCAUAUGAUGUAAAUGGGGGCGAGGCCGACCUCAUGCUGCAGAUAUUGGAAGAUCCAUCGCCAACACCACCACAACAUAUGCAUUCAGAAGAGUUUUGCUCGUUCAUUGAUGCUUGCUUGCAGAAAGAUGCUGAUGCAAGACCAACAUGUAAUGAGCUUUUGUCUCAUUCCUUCAUCAAGAAAUACGAGGGACCUGGUGUGGACUUGGCAGAGUACAACAAAAGUGUUCAUGAUCCAGCGGAAAGAUUAUCGCAGAUAGCACAUAUGCUUGCUGUACAUUACUACCUGAUCUUUGGUGUCACAUGA
Molecule: messenger RNA, 900 nt
Organism: Triticum turgidum subsp. durum (durum wheat)
Lineage: Eukaryota; Viridiplantae; Streptophyta; Magnoliopsida; Poales; Poaceae
Source: the annotation of a GenBank genome assembly